Colletotrichum abscissum is the source of this 279-nucleotide messenger RNA. RefSeq lists its product as uncharacterized. Lineage: Eukaryota; Fungi; Ascomycota; Sordariomycetes; Glomerellales; Glomerellaceae. The record is from RefSeq and is a predicted model, not a curated record. The annotation marks the transcript as partial. The transcript has a single exon.
UUCUGGUGUCUCAACUCUCAACUAAAUAACGGGGCGGAUACGGCCCUCACAAUUUCGUCAACCGUCUAUCGUGGUCUAUUGGUUCAGCCUCAAAUCGUCCCAGGGCCGCUAUGGUGUCGUUGCACCAAACACAAUGAGACCAGUACCAGGAACCACAGCAGAAGUUCAGGUAGAUACUCUGCUGCCCUCAUCCUGCAGUUUGUUUCAAGAGCCUUGCACUCAUACCUGGUGUCUGGCCAAGCCAAAUUGGUGUUUGCUGAUCGGCGCAAGAUUCAAUGA